This is a messenger RNA of Cuscuta epithymum, 1028 nucleotides long. The record is from the annotation of a GenBank genome assembly. NCBI's taxonomy places the organism in Eukaryota, Viridiplantae, Streptophyta, Magnoliopsida, Solanales, Convolvulaceae.
AAACAAAUGUCAUUAGUGGUGGGCGUGACUCAAAAGUCAAAACCUCUAUUUGCUAGCUUUGAUUAAAGUUCAAAACCUCUAAUUGUCCAGACCCUGGUGGUCAAACACCAGCCCAUUCAAAGGCACAUCCAUCGUCGUAAAGAAUCAAAAUGGGUUCAUCUCCAUUGGCGGCCAUUACAGCCUCCAAGCUGGUAGCCAAACUGGAUCUGAAGCCGCAUCCAGAAGGUGGCUUCUAUGCAGAAACAUUCAGGGACCCCUCCGUCUUCCUCUCUAAAUCUCAUCUUCCUCCAACUUACAAAGUUGAUCGACCUGUCAGUACAUCUAUUUACUUCUUGCUGCCUUCUGCAAGUGUCUCUCACUUGCACCGCAUCCCGUGUGCAGAAACAUGGCAUUUUUACUCGGGAGAGCCUAUCACGGUUAUGGAACUAAAUGAGAGUGAUGGUAGUGUGAAGUUAACAUGCCUCGGGCCUAACCCACUCGGAGAAAAUGAACAUGUGCAGUACACUGUGCCUCCAAAUGUGUGGUUUGGUGCAUUCCCAACAAAGGAUAUAGACAUCUCCUCGGACAUGAAAACUGCUGUAAAAACAACUCCUCCUAGAGAUCCUGAGAAUCACUUCUCUCUGGUUGGAUGUACAUGUGCUCCCGCUUUCCAGUUUGAGGACUUCGAGCUUGCAAGACGAUCUCACCUUGUUUCGCGAUUUCCGGAUUACGAGUCCUUAAUAACCUUUCUUACCUUUCCGGAGACAUCCUAGCUGUUAUGUUGUCCCUGUAUCACAAUUUUAAAUGUUUUUGUUUAUGAUGUUUGCUUUUUCAAGUUCUAAAUAAUUAAAUAUAUAGUCCCCUCAUAAUAAUGAGUGUUUAACACUGCCCACUCAUAAGUAAGAAUGACGUGAAGUAUUGUAACUUGUAAGAAUCAGGAAAUGGGGUUCUUGGACAGUUGGACAUACACUAUUUAAAUUGCAGUAAGAGUUGCAUAUUUUUUAUCGUAGGAUUUUAAGAUUUUAAUUUUCUUAACAUAUACAAAAAUA